Messenger RNA from Dioscorea cayenensis subsp. rotundata (Guinea yam), 1740 nucleotides. RefSeq names its product glutamate-1-semialdehyde 2,1-aminomutase, chloroplastic-like. Gene Ontology annotation, molecular function: glutamate-1-semialdehyde 2,1-aminomutase activity; transaminase activity; pyridoxal phosphate binding. Gene Ontology annotation, biological process: tetrapyrrole biosynthetic process. Gene Ontology annotation, cellular component: chloroplast. The transcript has 3 exons. The coding region runs from base 61 to 1485 and encodes 474 amino acids. Lineage: Eukaryota; Viridiplantae; Streptophyta; Magnoliopsida; Dioscoreales; Dioscoreaceae. The record is from RefSeq and is a predicted model, not a curated record.
CGGUCUUCUCUUCUGUAUCUUCUCCCUUAUCUCCUCAGCGCGGAGUCUCUCUGAAACCCAAUGGCUGCUGUCGCUGGCUCCGUCUCCGGUUUCUCAUGGAGCUCCAAUCUUUCUGCCCGGCCUCCACCUCCUCGCCCUUCUCGCGCGCUCCCUCGCGGCUCCUUCGCCGUCCGGAACGCAGUUUCCGUGGAGAAGAUAUCUUACAAGCUUGACAAGUCCGAGGAGAUCUUCAACGCUGCUAAGGAGUUGAUGCCUGGAGGUGUAAAUUCACCUGUCCGUGCCUUCAGAUCGGUUGGUGGGCAGCCCAUUGUCUUUGACUCUGUUAAGGGUUCUCACAUGUGGGAUGUUGAUGGCAAUGAAUACAUUGACUAUGUUGGCUCCUGGGGCCCAGCUAUCAUUGGCCAUGCCGAUGAUAAGGUGAAUGCUGCAUUGAUUGAAACUCUGAAGAAAGGCACAAGCUUUGGUGCUCCAUGUGUAUCAGAGAAUGUGCUUGCAGAGAUGGUUAUUUCAGCUGUUCCUAGCAUUGAGAUGGUCCGGUUUGUGAACUCAGGAACUGAAGCUUGCAUGGGUGCUCUCCGUCUUGCCCGUGCUUUUACCAGCAGACCAAAGAUUAUCAAAUUUGAGGGCUGCUACCAUGGCCACGCGGAUUCCUUCCUGGUAAAAGCUGGCAGUGGUGUUGCAACCCUUGGCCUCCCUGACUCCCCCGGUGUCCCAAAAGCAGCCACUGCCGAUACUCUAACCGCACCCUAUAAUGACCUUGAAGCAGUAAAGGAACAUUUUGCUCACCAUAAAGAGGAGAUUGCUGCUAUAUUCAUUGAGCCAGUUGUUGGAAAUGCUGGCUUCAUUGUACCAAAACCAGAAUUCCUGAAUGGCCUUCGCCAGAUAACAAAAGAAGAAGGUGCUCUUCUGAUAUUUGAUGAAGUCAUGACUGGUUUUCGCUUGGCUUAUGGUGGGGCUCAAGAGUACUUUGGAAUAACUCCUGAUGUAACAACUCUUGGAAAAGUUAUCGGUGGUGGCCUUCCGGUUGGUGCUUACGGUGGCAGGAGGGAAAUCAUGGAGAUGGUGGCUCCCGCUGGGCCAAUGUACCAAGCUGGAACCCUGAGUGGUAAUCCAUUGGCGAUGACUGCUGGCAUUCACACUCUUACAAGAAUAAAGGAACCAGGGUGCUAUGAGUACUUGGACAAGAUCAGCGGCCAACUUGUCGACGGAAUUUUGGAUGCAGGAAAGAGGGCUGGCCAUGAGAUAUCUGGAGGUUAUAUCCGAGGAAUGUUCGGAAUCUUCUUUACAGCAGGGCCAGUAUAUAAUUUUGAGGAUGCGAAGAAGAGUGAUACUGCAAAGUUCGCGAGGUUUUAUCAGGGCAUGUUGGAAGAGGGUGUAUACUUAGCCCCCUCACAAUUCGAGGCUGGUUUCACAAGCCUAGCUCACACAGCAGAAGAUAUUGAGAAGACAAUUGCUGCUGCUGACAAGGUUUUGCGACGGAUUUAACUUGAGUAGAAUUUAGCAUCUUUUUUGGUUUUUGUCUUCUGUAUCUGUCCCCAGUGUUCAGUUUACUUGUAUGUUAGUAUUCCGGCUUAUCUGCUGCAAAUCCUUUUGUAAUAUUGACUAUUAUUGUGAGUGUUGUACUGAAAGCCAUCUCUGGUUUCUGAUGGUGGUACUGGGUUAAUGUAAUCUUGUAGGAAAUACAUGCAUCGUCUAUCAUGAAAUUGUAUUUAAUGGGACGGUGAAGAUUGAAAUUUGGCA